This is a messenger RNA of Schistosoma guineensis, 1162 nucleotides long. The record is from the annotation of a GenBank genome assembly. Lineage: Eukaryota; Metazoa; Platyhelminthes; Trematoda; Strigeidida; Schistosomatidae.
CAGAGAGUGAUUAGUAUGGAAAUGAAGGAACAACAAAGUCUAAGACAAUUGAUGGACAUUUUGCAAAUGGACUAGUGAACGUAUGGUAUUCACAUUUCACCAAAUAACUAUUACAUUCAACGAAAAUGCUUAUUUCUUAUUUUAAUAAAAGAAACACAAAUUGUUAUUUGUAAAAAGAAACAAGACUAUGACUCCGAAUGUGAUUGUUAAUUUACCUAUACGUAUUACUGUUAUCAUAGAAGGUCUGCUUGGUACAAUAUUCAAUAGUGCAGCGAUAAUUAUUGUUUUCAAAACUCAAUUCGGCUCUAAAUUAACUACAUGUAUGUUGAGAGCUCAACCAAUAUUUGAUUUUUGUGCAUGUUUUUUUACAGCUAUCUAUUAUAUAAUUCAAUGUACUGACCGUUAUAAUGAACUGACAGGAUUAUACAUAAUUGAUUUAGUAAUAUGUCAUACAUGGUUUAGAAAUGCCUACUUUUGGUUAUCAUGUACAUUUAGUGUACAAAAUUUAGUUUGCAUAUCAGUGGAUCGAGUGAGCUCUGUUAUAUUCCCUAGAUUAUAUAAAACACAUUCAUGUCAAUUUACGGUUACAUAUUUCGCUUAUAUGAUUUUAAUGUCAUUAUUUCUAUAUAUGCCGGCACCGAUACUUCGUCGUUAUAUGAGUGAUCAUUGUGAAAUGGAUUUUUCAUUCACUUGGGUUGAAACAACUUUAUUUCUUGAUAUUAUGGUAUAUUCAUGGAUUAUGUUCGCUUAUUUUAUACCAGUUCUAGUGAUGUUAAUCAGUCAUAUAUGGGUAAUACAUAUUAUUAGAAAAUUUCAUUCAUCUCGCCAUACUUGUAUAUCUCAUAAAACUGAAUCAACUUCACAUAUUAGACGUAAAAUAAGUCAGUUAGUUAUAACGACAGCAAUUUUAUCAGGUCAACUCGCAUUACUGCAUUCAUAUGAGUCUAUACGUCAAAUAUUAAUUGCAAAUAAAAUUAUGACUUAUAACUAUCAAUCAAUAACUGGACAUUUAGGUCCUAUAUUAAUAUUAUUAGGUUGCGUUUUAAAUCCAUGUGUACUUAUACUUACUACAGCUACCUUAAGAAGACGUUUAUCGAUAUCAAUAAGAGUUUUUACAGAAAAGAUGAGUAUUACUGGAAAAAAGGAUAGAUCUUCAAGUUGA